Molecule: messenger RNA, 1416 nt
Organism: Clonostachys rhizophaga
Lineage: Eukaryota; Fungi; Ascomycota; Sordariomycetes; Hypocreales; Bionectriaceae
Source: the annotation of a GenBank genome assembly
AUGCAUGUCCGAUAUGGUCGAAAUGAUUUCGAGAAAUUCUGCCAGAAGACAGCCCGAGGAUCCAAUCUCUCCAUCGGGUCGCAUUCAAUUGGCAAGAUUGACAUCGACUGCAAGUACCGGUGGAAAAAGUCGCAAUGGGGUGUGCUGGGGAGAUCAGACCCGGCGGGCAUUAUGUACAUGGACAUCACCUUCCACCAGCCCGCGGGUUACAGCCUGGAGCGAGCCAACGUCUAUGUCACACUGAGUGAGGACCCCGAGUCUUAUGCGCUGAGGAAGGACAGCGGACAUAGCCGUGCCAGAAGACGCGAGCAGUCUCUAGACGCUGCCUGUGCUGUGCAAUUUACUGACCACUACGGCCCUCGAUACCUCACCGGGGCGAAAUCAACUCGCACCGAGGCAAAGUCCAACAAGAUAAUCCCCACUCUCGGCAUGAUGGGCUUCGAGCUGGGGGGUGUCGGGCAUGAAACGACGGUAUCUCGCGAGUUGACCGAUCGAUGGGUGUUCAAAGGUCUCGUCCGGAAGCCCAAGACAGGCCCAGGCUAUCGCACAUUGGAGUGGGAGCUGAGCGGGAACAGCCUCGACGCUACUCAGGAUCAUCGGCAAGAGUAUCACACUGCCUUUGCUUUUGAACACAGUCAGAGACCUGUUUUCAUGCGGGUCGAGAUUGACGGGAAACUGCGCGACAGAGGCAGCAAGCUCAAGUACAGCAUGAUCAAGUUCUCAUCCAAUCUUACCAAGCAGGACUUGUCCACCUUGACUCGGAUAGACCUCACUGGUCUGCCCAGCACAAAACGGCUUGACCAGAUCGCCCAUGGGCUGAACAUGGACAUGCAGAGGGAAAACUACAUAGAUUGUCCCGUCGAGCUUCCCUCUCCCAAGACGGCCAACUUUUUUUCUGAGCCCCUGCCCCAGCCCGUUUCCGCUGAAUCCGCUCCAGGUCUAAUCGCAUCAAAUAUGAACACAAUGGGGGCUAUCUUAGAUCUAGGCGACGAUGAAUUAUUGAAGCUCCAACUCGGCAAGCCAGCUGGCCGGAUUGAGAACAAAUCUGAGGAUGCUAUCACAGAAGAAGACAACCGUUCCGACACAACAGAAGCCCAGCAGGAAUUAUCGGAGAGCAUGGCCUCAACCCUCGUCAAUACAGAGAUCAAGGCCAGGCCUGCCCUAACUAGAGAUACCGCUGCUGAGCUUCUCACCAUUCCCGCUGUUCUGAGUGUUCUCAAGGUGUUAGCCAUUGUGUUACAGUGGUGGAGCUUUUUUUCAGUACGCGCAGAGGCGUCAUCUCAAAGUAAUCCCACGUUUCGGGCCGUGGAGGGUCGACACGAGGAGACUAAGCUUAUAGAUGAGGAGGAGGAGCCCGUAAUUGCGAAGAGUCCUCGAAGUCGCGAUUCAACUACGCGGCAGGCAGUGGUAAUGUGA